Brienomyrus brachyistius is the source of this 3930-nucleotide messenger RNA. Its product is annotated as pre-B-cell leukemia transcription factor 3-like. Gene Ontology annotation, molecular function: RNA polymerase II cis-regulatory region sequence-specific DNA binding; DNA-binding transcription factor activity, RNA polymerase II-specific. The coding region runs from base 1425 to 2789 and encodes 454 amino acids. NCBI's taxonomy places the organism in Eukaryota, Metazoa, Chordata, Actinopteri, Osteoglossiformes, Mormyridae. The record is from RefSeq and is a predicted model, not a curated record. Gene Ontology annotation, biological process: brain development; embryonic organ development; animal organ morphogenesis. The transcript is spliced from 10 exons. Gene Ontology annotation, cellular component: nucleus.
AGCGGGUCCUCAGGGUGGGUUUAAGACCCGAACGUAUCGCGACGAUAGGAAAGCUUGCCCGUCAGUUCAGCGCCACAAAGCGUGGAUUGGCGCAGCAGCGCUCAUCUCCCGACGCUGUAAUAUGGCUUCUUCGGGUCUACCUUGUGGGUAAGGCUCGGUGGAGGACAUUGCCACUGGCUUUUGAAGCGGGCAGCUCGGGCGAUUCGUUUUCCCAAACGAAAAGCGUAACAAUAGUCGGGGUUUCAAGUCUGCGGACUCGAUUUUGACUUCCUUUGCUUAACUGGAACAUGUUUUCAAGGAGUUUAAUGUGAAGGUAUUUUUGCACUGAUCUCAAGCGAAGUAAAAGAGGAGGGACAGGUGUUUGUUAAGAUACUGAUCGUGCAGUUUGUUAUUAAGAACAAUUUAAUCUGUAUUAGAGUUGGUUCUGUUCCUGGAAAAGACAGUACGGAGGACUCAACGCCCCCUCUGUUGGGCGGACCCUUGAUUUCGAUUUUGUGGGUUACUCCUUUUCCCCUUACCCUAUUCUGAGACGUCUGCGCCGACUGAGUGUUAUUGGCAGAUUGUCAAUUGCUCAGUACCACUGCCGUCACAUAACUUAAAGCACACGCGGGUUGAUGAUUCGUCUCAUAAAUGUCAACGGCCAUACGCCUUUUGCGCAUUUUUACAGCGUUUAAUCGAUUUUGGCAGACGCAUUUUUACAGUUUUUUAACCCGAAGAACUUUUUAAAAACAUUUCCGUAUUUUCAUUUUUUCCAGCAUCGCCGAUGAUUGUCAAUCAUUCACAUGCAUUCUGUUUUUUAAAUUUUUUGGUGAAUUUCGAUAUUUUGAAUUCGAUCGAAAACACCACUGCUGGUUACGAUUGUUGUAUGCUUUAAUUUAUUUUUUAUUUUAAAUUUGCCAUUUUUUACGCCAGUUGUCUUCAAAAGUGUUGGAUCCGAAUUAUAUAAAUGGAGAUGAUUUGUACAAGUUCGCAAGACAAUUUAGUCAAGAGGACGGAAUUAAUAAAAUACAGAUAUUAAAACUGCGAGGAGGUAAAGAACUAAUACAAGACACCAAAUAAGACGAUUCUAACGGGAUCAAAAGAGCAGAAGCUACCAGUUUAAUACUGAAAUUAUGCAUUUAUAGCAGAAUAUAGGCUAUAUAUACAGGACACUUACGGCCACAGAUGUAAGGUGUGAAUUUAUAUGUUUGUCGAGGAGAUUUUUUCCCAAGAAAAAGUAAUUGCUUCCACACGCGUUUUUCUCGUUGCCGUUAGUUACGGUCAAUAAAUGCAUCGGUAUUUUUCUUAUUUUUUUUACAUGAUCUAAAUAUUUCCCAUUCGGUUUUUCUUGCCUUCAUAAAGGAAUUACGUUUGCAUGUGAUUGAACAUAUACAAGGUCUUUUCCGUGGCUCGAGGAGAACGCAUUGAUUGUGUUGCGGCAGACUAUGGACGAUCAGACGCGGAUGAUGCAGGCUCUCGGCGGUGUCAGCCUGGCGGGACACGCGGUGCAGGGCGGCAUGCAGCUGCCACCUCCGCUCGGACACGAUGGCAUGGACGGAGACGGCAGAAAGCAAGACAUCGGGGACAUUCUGCAUCAAAUCAUGACCAUAACUGACCAAAGUCUGGACGAGGCGCAAGCAAAGAAACAUGGACUGAACUGCCACAGAAUGAAACCGGCACUCUUCAGUGUGCUCUGUGAGAUAAAAGAGAAAACAGGACUCAGCAUCCGUGGUGCCCAGGAGGAGGACCCGCCGGAUCCCCAGCUCAUGCGUCUGGACAACAUGCUCCUGGCUGAGGGUGUGUCUGGCCCAGAGAAGGGCGGUGGAUCGGCAGCGGCAGCGGCUGCGGCGGCGGCAGCAGCGGGGGGGGCCACCGACAACUCCAUCGAGCACUCAGACUACCGGGCUAAGCUGACACAGAUCCGGCAGAUCUACCACACGGAGCUGGAGAAGUACGAGCAGGCAUGUAACGAGUUCACCACCCACGUGAUGAACCUGCUGCGGGAGCAGUCGCGCACGCGGCCCAUCUCGCCCAAGGAGAUCGAGCGCAUGGUGGGCAUCAUCCACCGCAAGUUCAGCUCCAUCCAGAUGCAGCUGAAGCAGAGCACCUGCGAGGCCGUCAUGAUCCUGCGCUCCCGCUUCCUGGACGCCAGACGGAAAAGGCGGAACUUCAGCAAGCAGGCCACGGAGAUCUUGAACGAGUAUUUCUAUUCGCACCUGAGCAACCCCUACCCCAGUGAGGAGGCCAAAGAGGAACUGGCCAAGAAGUGCUCCAUCACUGUGUCCCAGGUGUCCAACUGGUUUGGCAACAAGCGGAUCCGGUACAAAAAGAACAUCGGCAAGUUCCAGGAGGAGGCCAACCUGUAUGCUGCCAAGACCGCUGUGGCUGCCGCUGUGCAGAACAGCCAGGCCAACUCCCCCAGCACGCCCAACCCCGGCUUCCAGAUGAAAGAUGAGGAUUUCCAGCUGGAUUCAGCUGAGAGCAAAGGAACCCUUCUAACCAGCAUGUUUACUGGUUCCUCUGGUUCCUUUAACCUCCCAAACUCUGGGGACAUGUUCAUGAGCAUGCCGACCCUGAACGGGGACUCGUACCCGGGCGUUCAGGUGGCGGCGGGGGUGCAGUCACAGGUGGAUACCCUACGCCAUGCUAUCAGUCAGACAGCAGGAUACAGUGACGGCCUGCGGGGGCGCUCUCUCUACAGUCCUCAUGGCCUGAAUGCUAAUGGUGGAUGGCAAGACGAGGCCCCUCCAUGUUCCGUAACCUCCCCAGUAGAAGGACCUGGAAGCGUGCACUCUGAUACCUCGAACUGACCCCCCACCUGCCACGCAUAUACGCAGUAGAAUGACCCAUCGCAGAGGUCCAAGCGGUUUCCAAACCACCCUCUUGCUCCUUAUGACUGAUCUGCCACGUGUCCAAAAUUCUCCUACGAUGCUCGGAUCCUCCAUGUUCUCACAACUGAAUAUGAAUAUUUUUUUCUCCAGAGGCUUUUUAUACAAAUAUUUUCAUCUAUAUAUUAUACUGCCAGAAUGAUAAGACUGGAUCUGUUCCACACAGCUGAGGUGACUCAUGGACAGGAAGUUUGACUCAUAUGUCCAGGUCCUCAUGAACUGACCCUGCAUCUGCCUGUUUGCUUCCUCUUACACACCCAGUUACCCCUACUUGGAUUUGACUGUGCUGGUAACCUGUUGGUGAAGCCGCUGGCAGUGCCGCAUGUGGACCAACUGUGCACCGCGACUGCAGUCGCACCUUGUUAUGGAACUUGCUCAUGCGCCAGCAGCCGACGGUUUGCCAGCGUUUUUUCCCUAAUGGUGGAUUUGAACUAUUUGUCCUUUAAGACACGUGCUAAUGACUCUACGGAAUGUUGGCUGCCAGCGACUAUACCUGGUAAUUCCGCGCUGAAGGGCGCACUUAACGCGGCUCAAACGUUACACUCACUGACAGCCUGCGUGAAUAUUUUUUUUUUUUGUUUGUUGUUGUUUUACAUUUUUUUCAUAUUAUUUUGCCUUGUGAUCAUCGAUUUCUCAGUAAUCUCAAAAUCCUGACGGUCAACAGCGCUUUGCAUUCUAGGGAAAAGCUCAGAAAAUCAUCGUUAGAAGGACAUAUUUCAUUACAUCUGUAAUUAAAUCCAGGCUCUUAUCAAAAUCGUUAUUAUAAUUUUCAUACCCUGAAACGUUACCAUGUUUCAGGUGUUAAAGCUGAAAUGGCUUAGAGUGAGCUUGUGUUGUGCUUCAUUUUGGUCACAAACACCAGUCACGCAAGCUCCUUUUAUGUUAGCAUAUGUAGCUUGUAUCUGCCACCAUUAAAACAUAGUUUAUUACCUCAUCCAAACUCAUAGAAACCAAUAGAAAUUCAACACAUUAUAUAGCUUAGAGUGUCCACUUACUACCUCUAAACAGUAUCACUUCUACUAUUUUUCGGCAUUUUAUUUUGUUUCUUACCUGAGUCGUUUUU